AUGACCACUGAUGUUCAGUUCACCAGCGCGCGCGACCAUCCUCGCUGGCGCACCCUGCUCGAUGCUCCUGGCCACGUCGACAAGGGCAAGAAAUCAUCGGCGAAGCAAGAGGAGCAGCAAAGCCAACGGCUUGAUCAGCUCAAGCAGCGAUUCGGCAUCGCCAGCGCAAGCAACGACGCUGCUACUCCUGCCAAUGUAGCUCAAGAUGUCAAGGGCAAAUCCAGGGCAGCAUCUGAGCAUUCGACAUUGGGUCCCAACUACAGCUCACAAGAGCACACACUUCGCAAUGACUACUCGCAGCACUUUGUCGAUACCGGCGCAGGUCAAUUGCCAGGCAAUGCGGUGCGCAACCCGUGGUCGAGCUCACGUUUUCAGGAGUAUCCCAAGCUCAGACGUCUCGUCCAGCUCAAGGACUCGCUCGUCACUCGUGUCGCUCAUCCUCCGACUUACCUUCGAGCCGACUUGAGACCGUCGCUCCAACCGUUCCGCGGUACGUCCCGUGCUGCCGAUCAAUUUCAUUUGGGAUCUUUGAUCCCCGUCAAGUACGAUGUCGUCGUCAUCGACCCUCCGCUCGAAGCUUACGAAUGGGAGGCCACACCGACCGCUUCGACCUCUGCUUCAUCCACGCACAGAGCCGCAACGUGGACAUGGGAAGAGAUCGCUGCUUUGCCUGUACCGCAGCUCGCGGCAAAGGAAAGCUUCGUCUUCCUGUGGGUCGGCUCCGGCGCAGGAGAUGGACUCGAGCGAGGCAGAGAGGUGCUGGCCAAGUGGGGAUACAGACGCUGCGAGGAUAUCGUUUGCAUCCGUACCAACCAUCAGGAAAGCGACCAAGCAGGAAGCGGCACACAGCAGCCGUCGACAAGCUCCGCCUUCACACGAUCUAGCCAGCACUGUCUCAUGGGGAUUCGAGGCACUGUACGCAGAUCCACCGACGCUCGCUUCGUACACUGCAACAUCGACACCGAUGUGAUGCUAUGGUCAGGGCCCGAAGGAGGCGAUGCGGUAGACCAAGGCGAUGCAAGACAAGCGCGCAUGAAGACGCUGCCCGACGUGGUCAGCAAGCCGCCAGAGCUGUACCAGACGAUCGAAAACUUCUGCCUCGGCACGCGUCGCUUGGAGCUAUUUGGUCGCAAUGGAAAUUUGCGCCGAGGAUGGCUCACCAUCGGUCUUGAGGUCGGACCGGAUUCACCUGGGUGGCCACAAGACGGAAAAGUUGCUCUGCCAGAUGCUGGUCUACCCAUGCUCCUCGACAGCCAAGAAGAAGGCUUGCGCGAUCACCUUGAUUACUUGCAGAUACCCAAACCGUACGACAAGGUCAACUACGAUGCGAAUUUUGGCGUCGACCGACCUGGAUGUGACUUGCGCGACCGUUGCAACUUGGUUCCUUUUGUCGAAGAGAUUGACCAGCUUCGACCCAAGUCGCCGCCGCCGCGGGGCGCAAACGACGCCUUCCUUCGCAACAACAAUUUACGCCACAGAGCAGAGCCGCAAAACAGCGACCCGUUGCAGCAUCGAGGCACGGUGACCGGAAUGCCGAGCGGUCUCAGCAGCAAUCCCACGCUCCGAACCCCGCAGCCAUACUUUCAUCCCGAGCACACUAUGCCGCACGGCCAACUUGACAUUCGCCCUCGCAUCUUCUCGUUUCUCCUUUUCACGUCGUACCAGGCAAUUCGACUCAUUGCUCAAAGCUUGGCUAGAGUCGGCACCCACAGCGUAGGCGAAGUAAAUCUGCUCACCAUGCCAAGUGAUCGAAGACGCGAGUCCGACAGCGAAGCCGUCGAAGGGGUGCGUCAAGCCGAAGCCAAGAAGAGAAAGAAGACUGGGUCUGACACGCUGGUUGCUGGAACAAUUGUUCCACUUCGAACUUUGACAUCACCACUGGCUUUCAUUUGCUAUCACGACUCCACAGUUGACAAGCGCAUGUCGUUCAUCGGACGGGUCCAUAAACUCAAAUUCGACGCCAUACAUCGCCUCAUUUCUGUGGAACUCCAGUUCGACGACAUCCACCAGGUAGACGUCAUCAUAGAACGCGGCUCCUGUCUGUACCGACAUGUCUCUCGGAUCGAUGAAGUCUUGGCGAAUGGAGAGCUCUUCCUACUCCGAAAUGUUCUUCGAUGGCCAGAAACAGACGCCUCCACGAGUGCCCCGACCAAUCAGGAAAGGAUCGCCCUGAACAGUCCGCCAGCGCUCGUUUUCGACAAAUUGUCAACCUACAACAACAUCUCUAUGGAAUGCCACAGCACCAAGUUCCGUGAUAUCGAAAAGGCGAACAUAAUUCUCGACGAAGCUAUUUAUCCGUCAAGUCCCGAGAUUGAUUCUGAGAGCGAGCGUGCCUCGUCGGAUUCUCGAAGCAUGGCCCCUCCUACCUCUCUCGCCGAGAACACCGCUGUCAAGGUCAAGACAGAACCGCGCAACUCCAUCUGA
This is a messenger RNA of Pseudozyma hubeiensis SY62, 2424 nucleotides long. RefSeq lists its product as hypothetical. Gene Ontology annotation, molecular function: mRNA binding. The transcript has 2 exons. Gene Ontology annotation, cellular component: RNA N6-methyladenosine methyltransferase complex; nucleus. The record is from RefSeq and is a predicted model, not a curated record. Lineage: Eukaryota; Fungi; Basidiomycota; Ustilaginomycetes; Ustilaginales; Ustilaginaceae. The coding region runs from base 1 to 2424 and encodes 807 amino acids.